Messenger RNA from Suillus fuscotomentosus, 2733 nucleotides. RefSeq lists its product as uncharacterized. The transcript has 7 exons. The record is from RefSeq and is a predicted model, not a curated record. The coding region runs from base 1 to 2733 and encodes 910 amino acids. NCBI's taxonomy places the organism in Eukaryota, Fungi, Basidiomycota, Agaricomycetes, Boletales, Suillaceae.
AUGAUUCAUACAGUCUCUUCUCCACAAGUCAGUUCCUCCCCCGUUUCUCGAGGCGGUAGUUGCCCUCCUCCAUCAAGCAGUCCUCCAUCUUCACCUCUGUCAGGCGGACGUGCUACCACUCCUGGAUCAUCUCUUUUUGAUUCCAGUCUCAAGUCAGAAAGCUCUCCCAAUAUGAGGCAUUCUGACAUAUGUGCUUCACUAAGAAGCAUAUCCUCACUGUCAAAGACGCCUCAGAUUGCAGCUGCCAAAUCGGAGACGGACAGCCUAUUCUAUAAUCCGUCUACACCUCCAAAUCCUGCACGCGCUUCUCGACGUGGCUUUAUCCGCGAGAGAAUGAGCAACAAGUUCAUUCCGUACCCCCCCUCUCCGGCUCCAAUUGAGGUCCGUUAUGCAGCUCGUGUCACCGGGCGAGAAUGCAAACCAUAUGUAUCCUCUGACUCACUUCUCGAGCAUGCCGGAACAUUGGAAAAUGGCCUCACACAAAUGCGUCCUGCAACCUUGUACAAAGGGUAUCAAGCAAAGCUUGCUGCUCGUGAGACUGCACGCCAGCGCAUGUUGGUGACCGCAUGGGAAAUUGAGGAAACCGAGCGCUUCCUUGAGUUCCUGGAUGCUCUGCAUGUCGACAACGAAGAACGGCUCAGAUUCGCUCAAGAAGACUUAAACAUCUUUAGGAAGCUAUUUUCUGAGCGUGACCGUUCUGAUGUCAAUGACGACAGAGAUUACCUUCAAGCUGUCUACGAGGAUGAAAUGGAGAUUCUUCGCGUUGUCUCGCUACAAGCUGAGCAGUUCUCAAAGAUCUUAGGUGCACGUGUCAAGAAGGAUUUCUUGCAACCUGGAGCCAAAGGAUCGGGAUCACCAUCACCUGAGCCUGGGGUUUCGAUUAGAGAUAAUCUGGUAUCCGCAGAUCAGGAAGAUAACUCACAGGUUUCGGUCAAUUCGGCAGCACAGUCCGCACACCCUUCCCGUACGCCGUUAUUUCCCCAUGUCACAAGACGUGUAGUUUAUUUGGGUGUUGUUUGUGUACAGUCGCUUCUCGUAGAAUUCCCAUUGGACUGCUCUCUGCGCCCAUGCAUCCUCAACUCCCUCUACUUUAUGGCCAGCAAACGUGCACCACCCCACAAAGGUAAGACUAACUUUGCGAAACCUGCACGUGGUUUGGGCCUCAACCCAUCUCAUGCUCCCGCGGACAGUCAAUUGAAUCUCAUCGAUGAGCAACCGCACGAACCGAUGUCUUUUUUUAACCCUCACGCCUCAAAUCAGCCGCUGCCAUUCAAUCCUCACACUACCCACCAUCCGCACCAUCCACAGGACUCCGCGCACCAUCAGCACACGUCCGCUCCCCACCAGCGUGAGUCUGCCUACGAUCAGCAUGAAGACUUCGCCCAGCAUCAGCAAGAAGAUCUCGCCCAUCAUCAUCAGGAUUUCACCCAGCAUCAGCAUCAGUCCGCUCCCUACCAGCGCGAGCCAGCUUACCAGCAUGAAGAUCUCGCGCACUAUCAGCAUCAGGACUUUGCGCCUUCUCAGCAGGACUUUGCGCCUCCUCAGCAGGACUUUGUGCCUCCUCAGCAGGACUUUGCACCUCCUCAGCAGGACUUUGUGUAUCCUCAGCAGGACUUUGUGUAUCCUCAGCAGGACUUCGCGUAUCCUCAGCAGGACUUCGUGUCUGGCGCUGGAUCCUCGACUGGAUAUGUUGCUCCGUCAUUAGCGCCCAGUUGGGUCGGCGAUGAUGAGGAAUUUCAGACUCAUUCAGUCCCACCACCGGAUCUCCACCACUUACGGCCAAUGUCGACGGGAGAGAUCCCUAACUCCCAUGUGAUACAUACUACAGGGCCUGCAAGGACAUCGAAAGCACGUCGUCAUGCAACUCGAUGUCUGCCCCCCACACCACGCCUUGUCAUUCCUGUUGUGACGCCCACAACGAUGACAGGGACUGUCGCACCUCCGGAAUCCAUCGAAGGUUCCGCCAUUGACAUUAGUCCCAAGAUGCGCAAACAAGCGAUCUCGGCCUCGAAGGAAUGCGUAUUAUCCAUUGUCUUUUCCAAUGAUGCACUGGUAUCUCUCGCGGCUGACAAAAAGUGCAUCGUCAAAAAGGUCAUUUCCGAAGUAAGAUCUAGAAUACCAGCCCUUCUCGUUGCAACACAAUGGACGGCUAACGAAAAGGACGUCGCGAACGUUUGGUGCGCAGUGACGAAAUUUCGCACUGCAUUUGCAACAAUCAUCCGACAAGCUGUCGUGAUGGGAUAUUCCCUCUUCCCACCACAGGGCUGUACUAUCCCCCCAGAUACUUUUCGUGUCGAUCGGAUACGCUGCCUCAUCGUAGAUAACGACUUAGCGUUCAUGCAUCAAUACACUUUUGCAGACGGUGCACUUGUCAUUCACUCGAAAUUCACCAACCCAUUCAUCCUUCAUGUCCUAAUGAAACUCAUUUGGUGUUCGCCCUUCCGGCUCCACACUUUUCUCGACGAAUGCCCACGCCGUCAAAUACGUUACGCUAUUGGCGCAGCCGGCGCCAUUACAGAGUCUGCAUUGAUGGAGCAGGGCUUGAUACAACUUACAAAGGGUAGGAUUACCCCCCAGAUGACGCAUUCGACAUUCACGAAGAUUGUUCUGGGCCUGGAUCAGCUAAGUGACGCUGAAAAGGUUAUUUUAGACGACUUCACAGACAGCAUCGUCGUUUGCGGGCGCUCGCAACAGCAAGCCAACGACGAACUAUCUGAUUUUGAUUUUGAAUAG